GCAUCUGCUACCUAAAUACAUCUAGUAUCCAAGUUAUAUCACUAUAAACAAUUCUAAUUUAUUUCUUAAUUCAAUAUGGUGGAGUUUUCCGAAUUAAAUGUGAAAAAUAUUUUUAAAAAAUGGUAUAUCCAGAAAUAAAACUUCUACAUUUGUUUCCUGAUGACGUUGUCGCAGCAGUAAAUGAUUUAGAAAUGAUUUAGAAAAAGCACAUUAAACAAUGGCUGAUUUUUGCAAAACAUACAUUUUCCAAAUAAUGCUUGUAAUUAUUUUGCCAAUACCGUUUUAGGUAGCUUGGAGAGCGUAGCUUUACGGAUAUGUGUGUUUUGACAUUAUCUAGACAAUAACGCCUUCAGUUAAUGUGCAAUGUCCAAGUUAUAUAUAUAUUUGUACAAGUAAUGCCAAACUGAAGUGGAAAUAAUAGUUCUUGAACCGUAGUUUCAGUAAAAAAAUGCCAUUUACAGUUUUGUUGCGAUUGUUAUCUUUAUGCAAAAAAUUAAUCCUUAAUUUCAAAUAAACAUCAUGUUUCCUCAGCAUUUUAUGAUUUUGCUCUCUUCCCCAAAAUUUUGAACCUUCUAUUUAAGAAAUAAUUCAAGAAAAUAUGUGCUAAAAUAUACUGUUGCCUUUUAAGAAUAUUACACAUAUCUGAUUUGGUACUGAAGAAUAAUUAUACGCUCAUGAAUAGAAAAUUGAUGAACAAGGGCUUCGCUGAUAUGCGAAUUGCUUGAUGUAAUAGAUAUUGGAAAGUAUGGACAACUGGACAAAAUAUGUUAGGAAUGUUGUUUGUUGUUUGUCUUGUUUUCUUUUGUUAGAAAAGUUUAUUAUUGAUUAAACGGUGACAGUUUGUCGUUUCCGUAUAUACUGUUACUGGGUUUGUGAAAAUGGCUUUGAUGGAUAUUUCCGAGAAAAAUAUAUUUAUUUCAGGGCUGGUGGAACAUCACACUGUCACACUAUCAUUUCAAAGGUCGGUAUCAUUUAAAGUGUUUGCAGUCUCAAUAAUAGAUCGGAAUGAAUAUCGGUUCUUACGACAGAAUUCUCAGCGCUAGUUCGACAAUUAUUAAAAUCAGAGCUGGUUCGUUAAACACUUACACUUUAUUAUUUUUCUUUGUAUAUGUGUGGUGGAGACAGGACCAAAUCCGUGUAUUACGUCUGGUAAAUGAUUAAGAUGCCGGUCAGGAAACAUGUAAUGCGCUUCAAGACGAUGGGAUUGUAGCUGACUUUUAAUUUCUCUUACCCACUAUCGCCUUAUUACCAACAUUAGGGUUAAACGAAGCAUACUCCUUGCUUGAAAUUUUCCUAAUUUUAAUGCUUAUCGAAUUUCCUUAGUAUCAGAAAUCGAAAAAAAACAUAUGAAGGACUCGCUUCGUACGCUGACAGCUCUAUGUUUUUCCACAAUAUGUGCCUUGUACUUAAACUAUGUUUCAAUAACUAACAAAAGCUUAGUAAGCGGCUCUGCUAUUGAAGCAAGAACGAAAUUCAAUCUGACAGACAAGACAAUAUUUGAGUUGAGAGAGGACGUACUAUACCGUCAUCAGGUGUUCAUGGAAAACUAUAGACCAAUUAGAAAUUCUGCUGGUAUAAGCUGCGCUAGAAUAGUCAACAAAGAUCAAAAAGAGAUAACAAAAUCCAAGCAGUUCAUGAUAAAAUCAUCAAAUAUAAGUAUGGACUAUUAUUUAAAGAUGACAGACAACUGCCAUUUAUUUCGUGCUUCCAGGGGCUAUAUUGACCAUCCACUUUCUAAGAUGGAAUAUGAAUUCCCAAUGGCCUUUUCAAUUCUGGUUUACAGAGAUAUUGAACAAGUUGAAAGACUCCUACGUUUAAUAUACAGACCGCACAAUUUUUACUGCAUACAUUUGGAUAACAAAAUGAAAACAGCUGAGAAGGAAACCUUCCAGAAGAUAGCAAAUUGUUUGAACAACGUGUUUAUCGUUAAAGAACCAGUCAAUGUAACAUGGGGAGAAUUUUCACUUUUAGAGGCAGAGCUGCUGUGCAUGAGAAUACUUGGGCCCUAUAAACAAUGGAAAUAUUAUAUCAACCUUACCGGACAAGAAUUUCCAUUGAAAACUAACCGCCAGCUAGUUGCUAUCCUAAAAGUCUUAGACGGUGCAAACGUUGUUUACGGAUCUUUAAAAGCGUUUGAACACUAUCGUAGACGCUGGUCUAUGGUUAAAGCGCCACCACCUGGUAACAUUACAUUAGUCAAAGGAUCAAUGCAUGUUGCUGCUAAUAGGCAUUUUGUCGAAUUCUGCCUUCACGACCCAGUGUCACUUAAAUUCAUAGAGUGGUUAAAAGAAACAAGGAUUCCAGAUGAGUCUUUCUUCUCUUCAUUAAAUUAUAAUCCACAGUUGGGAAUACCCGGAUCUUUUCUCGGAGAACCAGAGGAAUACUGUUUGAAGCCGUUUUUCCUCCGUUACGUCAUCUGGCAGUUUAAAGGUUAUCAUGAUCAUGUUAAAACCUGCUAUGGAAAAUUCGUAAGACAAGUGUGUGUACUUGGAGUUGAGGAUCUACCCAGCGCGUACACUAGUGUUGGACUGUUUGCUAAUAAGUUUUACCUUGAUUUUGAACCUAUAGCUCUUGACUGUUUAGAAGAGCUGCUGUAUGAAAGAACAUGGAAAGAGUAUCUCGAAGACAUUUCUAUAGAUACGUCUUAUUAUAGUCAUUUAGACUACGCCAAACUGCAGUUAAAGCCAUGACACUCAUUUCGUUUAUGAAUACCUUUUAACUUAUAAAUUGUUCGUUGAUAAUGUCACACAAGUGAUCUAUAUGUUUUUCCUAUAUUUUAGUUGUUUCUGUGACUGUCGGUUUAUUAUCGAUUUUGUAGAAAAAUUAACUAUUGGUGAGUGCAUAAAAAUUGUAUGUUAUCGGCGUUUUACAUAGAAAUGUUUCUGGGUUUUAUGGAUGUUAGAAAUUUACGCCAUCAUCUGUUAAUUUAUUUAACUUUUUUAUAUUAUAGAACAAAGAAAUAUGCAGGGUUAGACACAGUAAGGACUUCCUGUGUAAGACAGGAUUUUCGCAAACCCGAGGGGCAGCGUGGAAUGGAAAGCCGAGUGCUAGCGAUGUUUUUUUUUUUUUCCAAACUGUCCCGAAAGUUGGGAAAGCACCUGCUUUACUCAGACAGUCAAGUUAGAUCAUUUUUCUUGCCUACCGUUGAUAUUAUUGCAAUAUUUUCAGAGACAUUUCAAAUUAAAGAUAAUUCUACGUAGUAUUACUGUACGACGUGUUAUUUUUAGCUGUUUAAAUUUCAAGCCUCCAUAAGCGGUUAAUUUUUUUAUUUCUGUUUGUAAUAAGGGAUGUUUUUGACAUUCUGUACUGUACAAUUUUGAAGUCAGUUAUGCAAUGGUCGUUUCCAAGAUGUGAGUAUUUCAAGGCUGUUUUCUGCUGACCAAAAUGUUUUGAUGAUCAUUUUUUCGUAUUCAGCUCUGUUGUAAUGUAAGUGUAUGUUGAAAAAUGUUAUAUUCUUAUAAAGUUGUGAAGACGGUCAGGUAUGACUAAAAUUUAUUUAGAUUGGAGGCUGUCAGGGUGUUGAACAGUCUGCCAGAUGAUAUUAGGAUCAUUGGCUGCGUGAGAAUGAUGACUUGUCCGCACCUGGACUGGCCCAAGAUGUUAAUGCGCCAUGUGUUUAUAGUUUCUGCCCUGGACUGGUCCCAAAUGUUAAUGUGCCAUGUGUUUAUAGUUUCUGCAGAAGUUGCUUCCCCUGUGUUUCUUAGUUUUUGUUUUAGUUUCUUUUUGUGCUUUGCCUGCUUUAUUUCUGUGUUUGUAAUCAUUCUUCUCUCUUUUUGUAGUUUUAGCUUAGUUAUUAGCAAUUGUAUGCUGGUAAUGCCAAUGUAUUUUUAUUUUCUUAGAGUCAGUUAUGUUUUAAAUUGUAUUAAGGUGCUUUACCGUGUAUGUCAUUUUUUUCUUUUAUUUAGAGUCAGCUAUGUUUUAUGUUGUUUUAAGGUGCUUUAAUAAUGUAUGUAAUAAAUUGUAAUUUCUUCUUAUUUUCUUAGUGUCAGCUAUGUUUUAUGUUGCUUUAAAUGUGCUUCAACACGUACGCAAUUUCUUACAGCUGUUUUACUUAUGUUGACAUUAUUUACAUGUGUUUGUCGGAAAAUAGCGUUAAGCUAAUGUUAUAUGUUGUACUUAUCAGGUGUUCAAUAACAUUUAUGGACACCGGGAUAUGUUGCCAAGGACGAGUUCAUUUGUUAAAUAAAUUUUCUUGUUCCUUGUAUGUUCUUGAAGAUACUCUUCGAUCAGCAAAACCCAGGGCGUAGUGUAUGGUCAGAUAGGUGUAUCAUUACUCAAUUUAGAUAUUACAACUAAAAUUGUCACAUACAUGGGUCAGUAUGUUUAUGCGAGUAUCAUCGACAUACUCUAGUUUGUCAUAGAGUACCAUGCUUAGUUUGAAAUGAUUAAAAAUGUUAGACGUUUUUCUUUUAUAAACUGUUAAUUGUGCAACAUAUGGAAUAGUACAAUAGUGAUAUUUUGAAUCACAGCCAUUUAUCUAACAUUAUCAAAUAUGAUUCUACGUUUUAACGUUUUGUAUUAGAGUUUUGAUAACUAAAUGAACUAUUAAUUGCAAACAUUGGCUCAAUUAAAAUAACUGUAGAUGCAAUAUCACAAGCAUUUUUUGAAAUCCUUUCUCAUAGAUUAACAAAUGUUUCUACUAGGCAUUCGAAUUGAUAAUACAGACUUCAAGUUUCCGCACUGUUUUUAAAUACACUUGUAGCUAACUGCAUCAAAAUUCACAGUCUGAA
Molecule: messenger RNA, 4730 nt
Organism: Mercenaria mercenaria
Lineage: Eukaryota; Metazoa; Mollusca; Bivalvia; Venerida; Veneridae
Product: beta-1,3-galactosyl-O-glycosyl-glycoprotein beta-1,6-N-acetylglucosaminyltransferase-like
Exons: 4
Coding region: 1347-2690 (447 amino acids)
Cellular component (GO): membrane
Molecular function (GO): glycosyltransferase activity
Source: RefSeq, a predicted model, not a curated record